CCUUUAUGUGAACGGCUAAUGUGUUAGCAAAACACCUGUGAAGUUUGAACCCAGCCGAUUAGAAAGUGCUCGUGUUUUCAGACACGUUUGAAUGUUAACGUGUUUUUAAAUAUGGGGACCGUUCAUGCGAGAAGUUUGGACCCUCUUCCCAUGCAGGGACCGGAGCUCGGAGUGCAUGCUGAUGACCUGGAUGUUGUGGAAGCAGAGCAUGAACCUCAACAGGAGAUUUUGGAGAACAAAGAUGUUGUAGUGCAACAUGUCCAUGUAGAUGGCCUUGGAAGAACAAAGGAGGACUUCUUAACGUACGAAAUCGCAGAUGUCUUCAGAGCCAAGAACUUAAUUGAUGUGAUGAAGAAAUCGCAUGAAGCCAGACAGAGAUUGCUGCGAAUGGGAAUGUUCAGACAAGUGGAGGUUGUUAUUGAUACCUCACAGGGUCAAGAUGCACUGCCUAAUGGGCUGGAUGUGACAUUUGAGGUAAAGGAGCUCAGGAGGAUGACUGGAAGUUACAACACUAUGGUUGGAAACAAUGAGGGAAGCAUGGUGCUUGGUUUGAAGCUGCCAAAUAUUUUUGGCCGUGCUGAAAAGGUCACUUUUCAGUUCUCCUAUGGUACAAAGGAAACAUCCUAUGGUCUGUCCUUUUUCAAGCCCCAAGCUGGACAUUUUGAGCGCAACUUUUCUCUGAACCUGUACAAAGUUACAGGACAGUUUCCCUGGAGUUCACUGAGAGAAACUGAUAGAGGUAUCUCCACAGAGUUCAGUUUUCCCAUCUGGAGGACGAACCACACGCUGAAGUGGGAGGGUGUAUGGAGGGAACUCAACUGUCUGGCACGUACCGCUUCAUUUGCUGUCAGAGAGGAGAGUGGCCACUCACUUAAAUCCUCUCUUGCGCAUGCAAUGGUUAUUGACACCCGCAAUUCUCCUAUCCUCCCUAAGAAAGGUGCCUUACUAAAGAUCAAUCAGGAAUUGGCAGGAUACACAGGUGGAGAUGCCAGCUUCUUGAAAGAGGACUUUGAAAUUCAGCUCAACCAAAAACUUCUCUGGGACUCGGUCCUCUCCGCCUCUCUGUGGGGUGGUGUGCUGCUUCCCCUUGGAAACAUACGUACAUCCAUAGCAGACAGAUUUUAUCUGGGAGGACCCACCAGUGUAAGGGGCUUCAGCAUGUACAGCAUCGGACCACAAAGUGAAGGGGAUUAUCUGGGUGGAGAGGCGUACUGGGCUGGUGGGCUCCACCUCUACACUCCUCUUCCCUUCAGGCCAGGCCGUGGGGGCUUUGGAGACCUUUUUAGAACUCACUUCUUCCUCAACGCCGGAAACCUGUGUAACCUUAACUAUGGUGAGGGACCUCAAGCCCACCUGAAAAGACUGGCUGAAUGUAUCCGCUGGUCAUAUGGAGCUGGUAUCGUGCUGCGGCUGGGAAACAUCGCUCGACUUGAGCUCAACUAUUGCAUUCCUAUGGGUGUCCAGAGUGGAGACAGGAUAUGUGAUGGAGUGCAGUUUGGAGCAGGUAUUCGCUUCCUGUAACAGCUCAAAGAAAUUAACAUAUCAACUUUGGACAUAAAAGGGCUUUUACAUGUUUUACAUUGAGUGGAAACUUUAUGCUUCAGUAGUUAUUUUGACACCAGAAAUCUGUGUUGGAAAGUAGUGUAAAAAACAUCACUGCAGAUAGAUUGAGGUAAAAAGAUGAAAAUAACCUGUCAGUGCUCUUAUGACUUGUCAUAUUUAUUUGUUUGGUCAGCGGAAAAGUAAAAUAAAAUGGUUCCUCCCUUUAUAAAAGUC
This is a messenger RNA of Trichomycterus rosablanca, 1776 nucleotides long. It is a transcript of the gene samm50, whose product is annotated as SAMM50 sorting and assembly machinery component. The coding region runs from base 112 to 1521 and encodes 469 amino acids. The transcript has 15 exons. NCBI's taxonomy places the organism in Eukaryota, Metazoa, Chordata, Actinopteri, Siluriformes, Trichomycteridae. The record is from RefSeq and is a predicted model, not a curated record. Gene Ontology annotation, cellular component: outer membrane. Gene Ontology annotation, biological process: mitochondrial respiratory chain complex assembly; protein insertion into mitochondrial outer membrane.